AUGUCGUCUCUCGCUAAGAAGUCGAUGCUAUUCAUGAGGGAUGUGUAUAACCUGGCAUCAAACCCGGGAGAACUGCUGCAGUCAACGACAACGUCGACGUCUUCACAAGGCUUCAAACCGUCGCAAGGUCUGUCGAACCAAUUCAACCCGGCAUAUGUUCAGCAACGUCCUCUUCCACCACCCCAUCCCGCGCAAGUCGCUCAACCGACGUACCAUUACUCUUAUCCAGGGCCCCAAAAUGCCCAGCCUUAUGGUCACUGGUCUGGUCCACAGGCGCCCGUGUCGCCAUUAUCACCACAGACAGCACCAAACGUAUAUCCUGGAGCCAGUCCGGCUCCGUAUGUGCUUCCAAACACAGGCCGGCCUCCUUCGCCGCCGUCUCCUAUAUUGUCCCCAUCAAUCCCGCAGCCGUAUACAAGUAAUCCAGGGCAUGGAGUACAGCAGUAUUCUCCUGUUCCCCCGCCUCUGCCCGCGCGAAGACCCCAGCAUCAGCAGCAUGCUUCGUCAUGGCACAGCCCGACAGACCCCGAGCCCCAUUAUCAAUCCCAAUUGAAUGGAUCCGUCGGUGCACAGAAUCUCGGAGAGUUUGGUCUAAUGCAACAGAACGUGCCUGUCCCUACUUCUUCUGGCGGGCAUUCAGUCCCCCACGGUAGUUGGGCAAUGCCGCAAGCAGAACCCAGUCGAAUGCCGCUGAGACACAACACUGUCAACCAGCACCACACCGCUGGGUAUUCCGGAGCUGUCCCGAGUGAAUCACAUCUUCCAGUUUCUGAUCAACACCUUUCCACAAAGCCCGUCCCUGCUCUGACUUCGAGCCAAUUGCCUGCCCAUGGGUAUCAUGAAAUGCCAGCCGUGGCAUCUAACAACUGGAAACCUGUUUACGGACACGAGACAGGUACCGCUACAGUGGCUGGAUCACCGCAACUAUCCAAUGGGCCUGCUGCUGUGCCUUUAUCGACGGCACAUGCGUCGCAGACUUCGAGCGCUCGCCCAGUCGAGCUUGCUUCGUAUAGUUGCGCCGUCGAGGCCGUUGAGCUACCAGCCUCACCUAUCAUGGCCAAGUCAUCACAUUCUGCUGAAGCCUCAUUAUCCUCGAUGCAGCGACCCGAGGGUCCCUCGCGCUACCAACAUCAUUAUCCAACAUCAACAGCAGAGACAGUCACAACCAAUGGACCAGUUGCACCAGCAUUUGCGGUCGAGCUGGAUUCAACGCCGAUAACUGCAGGUUCCUCAGCUACUGCGACUGCAACACGCAAGAAUGUGCAGACUAAUGUCGUCCACCCUUCGCAACCUGCUCCCAUGUACCAGGUAUAUCCUGGUCCUGCUCCAUCCCCUUCCCCUUAUCCGUCUUUCUCGCCUCCUCCUCUGGAAAGUUCUCCCACUCAAUUUGACCCUCGCAAUAGCUCGUCAGGCGUCCUUGGGCAGCAGAGACCUCCUCUCCACAUGCAGCAGCAAGUCCCGUCCCCUGUAACAAUGGGGGAGGCUGACAGUGUCGCUUUGGCCCAGGCGAGAAUGAGAGCGCAAACAGCAAGCCUGCCAGCUGCGAGACUAAACCCAAGUCCACUCCCAUCAUCGCACUCGGAGCCCAGACUCCAGCCGCAUCACCAGACAGACGUGCCUUACCCGGUACAUCACAGCCCGGGCACGGUUGCGAUGCCGCUGCACCAUGAUUACUCGUAUCCUAGGUAG
Fonsecaea nubica is the source of this 1689-nucleotide messenger RNA. RefSeq lists its product as hypothetical. The record is from RefSeq and is a predicted model, not a curated record. Bases 1 to 1689 code for a protein of 562 amino acids. NCBI's taxonomy places the organism in Eukaryota, Fungi, Ascomycota, Eurotiomycetes, Chaetothyriales, Herpotrichiellaceae. The transcript has a single exon.